CCCGCCAGAGGCUCAGGCUGCCCGGCUGGGGUCUCUCGUGUCCCUUUAACGGGGCAGGGCUGGCUGGGGGAGGGGCGCAUGCGCGGGGAGCGUCUCUCUGGCUCCGGGCGUGGAGCGGAGCCGGCGGCCGCGCUCGGUGUAGCCCCCGGGCGUGUGAUCCCAGCGCGCGGCUCGGGCAGCCGGAGCCGAGGUGCCGCCUGGGCUCGCGCCGCGGCAUCAGCGCUCCCGGGACAGCCUCGGCCAGCAGCCCGCCAGCCAGCCAGCCAGCCAGUCCGGCCGGGCCCGCGACGGGGGGGGCUUUGUUACUCCGCGUGCAGCAGCUGCCGCAGCCCACUGCCCAGCCGGUUCUCCUCGCAGCAGCAGCCAGGGGCCGCCGCGCCUUUGUCUCCUGUCCCCCGGUCUCUGCAGCCUCCUGCCCGGCAACCUCACCAAGAGCCACCCCCAGGACUGCGCUCCCUCCGCUCUCCGGCUCCAGCAGCUGGGAGCAGCUUCCUCUUCCCACGGCAGGGGGGCUGAAGCCCUGGCCGCCUGCCCCGGUGCAUUGUGACCCCUCCUGAGCUCAGCAGCCCCCACCCGGAGCAGGCAGGAGCUUGGACUGAAAGCGGAGAUGGCAUUUGAGGCCGGUAUCCAGAACUGCCCCGGGCCGGCUCGCUCCUGGAAGCAACAAAGCCUAGCGGUCUGAUUGCCUUAUUUUGUGGCCACUUGCUUUUGUUUGGGUCUAAUGGUCUUACUGUCUAGGGUAGCUGCAGUUUCUCCGGUGUCUGGCAGACAGCGUCUCUAGCAGGUUAAUAUUUGAGGUGAUAUGAGCCUGUGGACAGACAGCUGUGCUCUGCCCCCCAUGCCCCUUAGCUCUGCCAGGGUGUAGUACUUCAUCGAUCUGCUGCUACUGAUUAUAAGUGGCAACCUCCUGCUAGGUCAGUGGAGCCUGUCUUCUUUUUUUUUUGUUUUUGGUGGCCUGAUCUGAAUAUACAGCCCCUGCUGUUUUAUAACUGGACCUUUUCAUUGUUCUGCGCCUGUCCGGUUCUGCCUGCUCGAUCAAGGGUAACUUUUUUUUUUUUUUUAAAGCCUAAUCUAUCGUAUGUCUCCAGGCCACUUUACCGGGGCCCUGCCUUGACUCUUCCUUCUGGUUUGACUGAGGAAACAACCUCCUGUUGGGUAAAAUAUACCUUGAUAUUGCACUGCUCUUAUGUGAAUGAGCCACACCCUUUUUUCCUUAAAGGGCCUCUGCACUCAGGCUGCCAUAUGCUGCUCUGUCUCUGGCAGGCUGAGGGGGGUGGUGGGCAUAGUGUUGUAAGCCACCAAUUUCCGAAGUGCAGACUGGGAUGCCGGGGGGGAAAACGGGGGGCAGUGGCGCUGCUGCCACCAAGCGCUCUGAGACCAGCGAAGGGGCAACUCAGAGAGAGGAGGAGCAGGAAGAUGAUGGUGAUGAAGAUCUGCGAGACGGUGGAGUUCCUUUCUUUGUGAACCGAGGAGGGCUACCCAUUGAUGAGCCCACUUGGGAGAGAAUGUGGAGACACGUGGCCAAGAUCCACCCUGAGGGAGAAAUGGUGGCUCAAAGGAUUCGAGGAGCCACAGACCUACCCAAGAUUCCCAUACCGAGUGUGCCUGCGCUCCAACCGUCCACCCCCAUCCCUGAGCGUCUGGAAGCCAUACAGCGCUACAUCAAGGAGCUUCAGUACAAUCAUACUGGGACGCAGUUCUUUGAAAUUAAGAAGAGCAGACCUCUGACUGGGCUGAUGGACCUGGCCAAAGAAAUGACCAAAGAGGCCCUGCCAAUCAAAUGCCUGGAAGCUGUGAUCCUGGGAAUUUACCUCACCAACAACAUGCCCACACUGGAGCGUUUCCCCAUCAGCUUCAAAACUCACUUCUCAGGGAACUACUUCCGCCAUAUUGUGCUGGGGGUGAACUUUGGGGGUCGCUAUGGGGCACUGGGCAUCAGCCGGCGUGAGGAGCUCAUGUACAAGGCUCCCACCUUCCGCACACUGAGCGAGCUGAUCUUCAACUACGAGGAGGCAUACCACCGCUGCUGGCACGUCCUCAAAAAGGUGAAGCUGGGCCAUUGCGUGUCCCAUGAUCCACACAGUGUGGAGCAGAUUGAGUGGAAGCACUCCAUUCUGGAUGUGGAAAAGCUGGGCCGUGAGGACUUCCGCAAGGAGCUUGAGAGACAUGCACGGGACAUGAGGCUAAAGAUUGGCAAAGGAACAGGGCCACCAUCUCCCACCAAGGAUAGGAAGAAAGAUGUGUCCUCCCCACAGCGGGGCCAGUCCAGUCCACACCGCCGCAACAGCCGUGGGGAGAGGCGGCUGUCUGGUGAGAAGAAGCCUGCCGAAUCCAAAGCCAUGCCAGACCUCAAUGGGUAUCAAAUCCGGGUAUGAAGAGAGGCACACCUGGUGUGCCUGGCUCCAUCGACUCUUCACUGGCCACGCUUGAGACCAGGAUCCACUUGUAGCAAGCUCGACAUGGGGAAGGGGAAGUGGGAGUGGAGGGCUGAUCUUCCAAGGUACUUCUAUCAAGCCUAUCCCAGAGCUGUAUCCUGGGGGUCAGACAAGUCACCUGCCUGUCUUCUCGGGAAGAGCACUUUUUAAUUCAACAAAAAAAGUUUUUAAGAGAACAGAUCUGCCAGUUGAUGGGAAGGUGCUGCAGGAAGCUCGGGAAGCUCCUGCUGUGACGUGGUGAGGGGUUGAGCGAGUGAGCCAAGCAGAGCUCAGGCUUUGCAUGGAAUCCUUUGGGUUGACAAAGACGACAGGUGGGGCAUUUUAUCCACAGUGCCUUUUCCUCUUCUAUGCUGAAGGUCUCAAGCCAGCACAAAGCCCCUGGGCUUGAAGGAGGGGAAGGUAUCGGAAUGGAAAGGCCCCUGCCUCUGGUAGAGGAAGGAUUUUUGGUUUUGUAAUUUCUGUGUAUUUUGCUACUGUCACUCUUGUUGGGGAGGGAGGGAGUGAAAUGCACAAUCACCUUCUCCAUCCCCUGUGCCUGCAGGGAAGAGGAAUAAGCCCUGGAAUAAUUAAUACUUGCAUCACUAGUGAAAAUGCAACCUAUCAGUGGUGUUGAGGGGCUUAUAUGCAGUGAAUCCACCACUCUAACAUUCUGUCUGGUCUGCAGUGUAUCCCACUAUGGCUCAUUGACUCUAUGGGGGAUGAGUAUGUGUCUCCUUUCCUGUGAGGUGCUGUGGAUGCUUCCCUUCAUGGCAGGCUGUUCAGGAAAUGCCCAUGCUGUUGUAAUGUGGAAACAGGCUGCUGGACAGCUCUAUCUGUGAGGAUGGGUGCUUAGCUCGUACGAUAGUUGGAAACUGUGCCUCCCCUACUUCCUUCUCAGUGGUGGUCACUGGAAGCUGUGGGGAAAGCUUUGGCCACUGAGGUGCGAACUCCAUCAGGAAGCAAGUGACUCUGCACAUGAGUAGCCUUCACAAGCAUCUUUCUUUUCAGAAAGGAAAGAACUUCAAUUUUUCCUUACUGGGUUGUAGUGUUAGUCUCGUGGUGGUGGUGGUGAUGAGGCCUUCCCUCCCAUCCUGGCCACUUGCUUAACCCUGGAAUAUUCAAGGCAUUACCACAUCAAAUUCCCACUUUAGCUCUUGUGUUUAUGAAGCUACUAUUAUGACACCUUGCACUUCCCCCUUACAGAGUCUGGCUCCAUCUCACCCUUUGAGGAAGGGCUACUUUUCCUGGAUGCUCAGAGCCACAGUGGGAUUUUGGGAACCAGUCUUAAAACAGAAGGGUACAAGCUCCAGUGCAGUGCUCUGCUCAAGGGGUCAGUGUGCUGGCAAAUCCUUAAGCAAAAUAAGAUGGUGUUUUGUGGUCAUGUUGCCCUGUUCACCCCCACCCCUUGUCUACAUCCACAGCUGGCCAAUGCCUGCUGGAGUGCCUCUAAAAGCAAGGCAUACUGCCUCUAGGAACACACAGGGCACUGCCACAGCAAAUCCCAUGUGGUACCCCUGAGGCUGUUUUCAGGAAAUAAAUGCUAUUGGGGGUAGAGUGGGGAAAUGUUUCUCAGAUUGAAAUCAGGUGGGGUGCUGCAUUGUUGCUGUAGGGUAAUAACUCCCAACCCUUUCAUGCACUGGUCUACCACUCCAUGCUUCCUUCCCUUCAUCUAUGGAGGUUUUGGAGCAACCCAUGCUCAGGCUGGGCAAGAGGGGCGGAAAUAAAUGAGCUGUGCUGCCAUACCAAAUCCAACCCAGCGGCUCAUGCCCAAGUUAAACCUAGGGUAACAGCCCAAUCAAGAUUGAAAUGUCUGUGGGGAAUCACUGUUCCAGGGUAUCCCAUUUCUCCAAACUGUUCAGUCUGGCCCAUUUUGAUUGCAGAGGUCUGUCUGUCCUAGGAGCAGGGAGCAUAGCUGUGUGCCUGUCUUCCUCCGGUUUGUUUGACACAGUGUACUUAACAAUACUAAUUAUGUUACCUGACUAAAGCCUUGGCAGCCCACAAAUUUCCAUUCAAAGGAGAGGCACAGCUAAGCAGUCCACAUGCUGCAUGUCAGAACUGAGGAGCAUUGGCAGAUAUGUGUGUGGGGCCCAAAACUUGGCAUACCAGGGGUGCUGCAGCUCAUGGCAGAGUUGAUUCAGAGAGGGAGAUGGGAAGCAAGGGGUGAGUGGGUCAAGCCUGAGGCAUGUUGACAUAGAUGGGGCUGAUGAAAUGUUUAACAUUAGAUCCUGUUAUAUUACAAAAAGUGUCUAAAUAUUUAUGAAAUCUGGCUGUAUCCAAAUCAUGUUAAACAUUCCGUAUUCCCUCUUGCCUGAGUGCAUGUUGGAUGCAUGAUUCAGACUCUAACUAUAGUAGAUAACUGGGCUUUCUGUCAUAACAUGGGUGGCCACAGACUUUUUGAUAGUGUUGAAUGGGGCCUUACCUCAAGUAAUAUCUUCUAUCAGUUGAAGCAGCAUUAACCCUUAAAGCACCGCUCCAGAGGGAUCUAACUGACUCCUUACAGGUGCCUAAUCAUAACCUUUCACCACCAGUUAGUUAUUCUGUGCUUAUCACUGCAGUUUGUCAGUCCAGGCUCCUUUUUAGCUGUCUGUCCUUUCUGCAGCAUGGUGUGUGGCCAGAAGAAAGAUUGAAUAGGGAGGUAGCCAUAACUUGCUGUUUACCCAGAAUUACGUGGGUAAUCCUAAAGAAUUUAACACAAGUGACAGGUGCUAGUCUCCAGAACAUAAAUAAUGAAAUAGUGAUUGGAGGAGGAGGAGGACCUGAAUUGGCGUCUCCUACCUCUCUCUGCCCUAACUACUGGAGUCAUUCCCUCUCACUCUGCCCUGUGACUGUUUUGAUUAUUUAGUCACAGUGGAACAGCUUCAAGAGAAGAGAGUGAGGGAGCCCUAAAUCAGAAUAUUCCAUAGUGCAGUGAUUAGCGCAAUCCCCUGAGAAGGGGAGACCGUGUUCAAAUCUCUCCCCCCCCCCCCCGGGGAGGAGGUGGAAUUGAACCUGGAUCUCCCAGAUGAGUUCUCUAAUCACAUCCCAGAUGAGUGCUCUAAUCACAGAGCAGCUCCAGCUCUUGCCAUUUUGUGUGGAGCACGGCAGGUGCUUAACUCAUUUCCUCAAUAAAUGACUUGGGGCCUAAGCUGUCUGACCCCAGGCGGCUGGUUCCCGUUUGUGGAUCACUAAGCAGAGCUAGGUACCGAUCUCUGAGAGGGAUGAGGCUAACCACACACCUCUAGCUUAAGUGGCUCCCAGCCUAACACGUUGGCUCUUGUGGAUUGCAUUCUGGGGCCCCUAUUUCUCCCCAUUCAUUGUAUAGGAGCCUAGACGCCUAACUUGGCUUUAGAGUAGCAGCCGUGUUAGUCUGUAUUUGCAAAAAGAAAAGGAGUACUUGUGGCACCUUAGAGACUAACAAAUUUAU
Molecule: messenger RNA, 5817 nt
Organism: Dermochelys coriacea (leatherback sea turtle)
Lineage: Eukaryota; Metazoa; Chordata; Testudines; Dermochelyidae
Gene: VASH1
Product: vasohibin 1
Exons: 7
Coding region: 1323-2375 (350 amino acids)
Biological process (GO): regulation of angiogenesis
Cellular component (GO): cytoplasm
Source: RefSeq, a predicted model, not a curated record